CGUGGCCCAGCAAAGAUAACCAUCGCUCACAGCUGGUUCUGGUCCCAAGUUGCGCGCCUCGAUCGCAUCAACCGCGUUUUUGAAAGUCGCCGACUCCGAACCGUAGCAUCCAUCGUCAGCAAUCGCCAUGGCGUCGACGUUUCCUGUGAACAGGCAGACCGCUAUUGGGCUACUCGUCCUCCUCUUCUUCCUGUGGUCACUUUCGACGUUUACUCAGACAACAUCGACAACGCCUAUACAUAUUACACAUGACGAGUCUGCCAAUCCUGUAGGCCAACCUCAGUACCCGAAUAGCAACAGCAAUGCCGCGAACAAGCAGACGCCCCAUGAGUCCUCGAACCCGCCCCACGAUAUCUCGCGCCCAGACAAGUCGCCCGAGUACUCCCUCCCGCCAUGGUACGAGGACGACGAAGACAAGGCAGCCAAGGUUGCUUCCCAAACGACUGCCAAGGGAGCGAAGCAGACCGCGAGCGCGGCCUCUAACAAGGGCGCAAGCGAGAGCUCGUCUGCCCCUACGUCUCUGAAAUCACAUUCGUCGCCCUCCUCCUCCACCUCGAAACAAUCAUCCGACUCCAAGGACCGCAGCCGUCCUCUGAUCCUUUACGCCUACGCCGAGUCUGACGCGGGCCGCGAAAACCUCCAAUUCUUCGUCAAGCAGGGUCUACACGACGCUGCCGACUUCAUCUUUAUCCUCAACGGCGAGACCAACGUUAGUAGUGUCAUCCCAGUAAAGGAUAACAUCAAGAUCAUUGAACGGGACAAUACAUGUUUCGAUCUCGGUGCAUACGGCGAGGUGCUCCGGAAAGACGGGUUGUACAAGAAAUACAAGCGCUUCAUCACCAUGAACGCGAGUAUUCGCGGUCCUUUCCUGCCUCACUGGGCGCAGUCGUGCUGGACUGACAUGUAUCUGGACCGCCUCACGGACAAAGUCAAGUUGGUUGGCAUGACGGCAAACUGCUGGCCCCAAUUCCACGUCCAGUCCAUGAUCUGGGCCACCGACAACGUAGGCAUGGACCUGCUCCUCAACCCUCCACCGGGCUCCUCCGUCAAGGACGACUUCGGCACCGAGAACGACCCUGUCGGCCUGGCGGGUUGCUACGACGGCUGGAACCACGCCGUGCAUGCCGAGAUUGGCGCUACGAGCACCUUCUUGAAGCAAGGCUACAAGGUGGACCUAAUGAUGACAGCGUUCCAGAAGUCCAAGAACUACAUUGAGGAGUGUGACACAUCCCAGAACGGCGACGUUCUCUGGAACGGAAAGUACUUUGGCACUAAUGUGCACCCGUACGAGACCAUCUUUAUCAAGGCCAACCGGGACAUUGACCCGACUCUGAUCAGGCAUCUCACGACCUGGCAUCAAGCGUCUGGCUUUGACAGCUAUGCCGCUUGCAAGUCGAGUUCAUAGUGGGUUGAUCUAUGUUUUGUAUGUAGUGUUGGGCGCUCGGCGUUGG
Messenger RNA from Colletotrichum godetiae, 1451 nucleotides. RefSeq lists its product as uncharacterized. The record is from RefSeq and is a predicted model, not a curated record. Bases 128 to 1405 code for a protein of 425 amino acids. Lineage: Eukaryota; Fungi; Ascomycota; Sordariomycetes; Glomerellales; Glomerellaceae. The transcript has 3 exons.